CGCGUGUGCGUCUCUGUCUCUUUUGAAUAGCCUUGCAUCGACUCCCGUGUUGCAGAUGGCGGCCCGGUCACCGUGUACCUGUCCAUGGUCAUCAGCGGGAUCAACGACAUCAACGAGAGAGACAUGACAGUGGUUAUUGAGGUCUACUUCCGGCUCCUGUGGAAGGACCCGCGCCUCUCGUUCCCGGAGGACCUGUUCAACGACACGCAGGACAGCGCCCCCGUCUCCUACAGUCUAAUCGAGGACCUCAAUCUCUGGAAGCCGGACCCGUUCAUCGAGAGGGUGCACCGCAUGAACUCGGCGACCCUCAUCCAACCGUUCGGAGGCGUUCAGCUGCUGCGCGACGGCAGGAUCUUCUGGGGCCAAAUGUUCGUGAUUAAGCUCGGCUGCCCCAUGUUCUUCCACGACUUCCCUUUCGACGUUCAGGUCUGCAAGAUCGAGAUGGCGAGCUGUGAGUUCUUCGUCGCGAGUGUGCCUUUGCAUGCAGGCUCUGUUAGGCGAUCCUAAAUCUUAACC
Penaeus chinensis is the source of this 516-nucleotide messenger RNA. RefSeq names its product gamma-aminobutyric acid receptor alpha-like. Gene Ontology annotation, molecular function: extracellular ligand-gated monoatomic ion channel activity; neurotransmitter receptor activity; transmembrane signaling receptor activity. Gene Ontology annotation, cellular component: membrane; neuron projection; synapse. The transcript is spliced from 4 exons. The coding region runs from base 85 to 507 and encodes 140 amino acids. NCBI's taxonomy places the organism in Eukaryota, Metazoa, Arthropoda, Malacostraca, Decapoda, Penaeidae. The record is from RefSeq and is a predicted model, not a curated record. Gene Ontology annotation, biological process: signal transduction; chemical synaptic transmission; nervous system process.